UUUCACCCGCAUCAGGUUGCUAAUUGAUUGCCGGAUUUCAGGUUCCUUUCGACUCCGACCUUCGAAUCGCAGCAUCGAAUCGCCUUCGGUUCCAUUCGAGCAUUCAUGGUUCCCCAUUAAUGGAGGCAGGUCGGUUGGAAUUGUCGCUCGGACGCUACAAAAACGAGGGAUGGAAUGGCAAUGCGGCUCGGGACAUGACGGCGAUGGUUGGAUGUGGGGGAGGUGAAAGUCCAAAGCCAGACCCGAUGCCCACCACCAGCUCAGUGACUGAGUGACGACGACGACGACGACUUCUUUAGUCGCGUUUCUGUACGAAUUAGAUAAUAGCUCACUUAUAGAGAGAGAGUGUGUAAAUAAAAGCUCGGAUUUUUGAGUUAAAAAUAAGACGAGACGUUCGCACUCAGCCAUGGGACUUGGUCGUCUAUCUUCUUCUUCGUCGUCAUCAAGGUCCUCAAUUCUCAUUCCAACCCUAAUUAGCAACAAUCGCCGGGGCAAUUCAGUAGCAGCUGCAUCCUCCGCCUUGGCCUUACGGCUCUGCUAGGUUGAGCGAUUUCGUUGGAGCCGUCACGAGGGGCGACGGGUCGGAGAAAAUCGAGACCUGCUUGAUUUUUUUUGGUUGCGGUUUCGUCCCGAAGGAGGGAAUUUUGGGGGCGGGGGUGUGUUUGUAGGAGGAGGGUUCCUGUGGAGGGAGGGAAAUGGAGGGGAAUUCGGGUGGAGGAGGAGGAGGAGGAGGAGGAGGCGUUGGAGGAGGAGGGAACGACGUGGAAUUGAUGUGCAAGACGCUGCAAGUGGAGCACAAGCUCUUCUACUUCGAUCUGAAGGAGAACCCUCGCGGCCGCUACCUCAAGAUCUCCGAGAAGACCUCGGCCACGCGGUCCACCAUCAUCGUGCCCUUCUCUGGCAUCUCCUGGUUCCUGGAUCUCUUCAAUUACUACGUCAAUACCGACGAUCAGGAGGCUUCCAGCAAGGAAUUGCAGCUCGACACCAAGGUGUUCUACUUUGAUGUUGGCGAGAAUCGGCGGGGCCGGUUUUUGAAGGUGUCUGAAGCUUCAGUCAGUAGAAACCGGAGCACUAUCAUUGUACCUGCAGGUAGCACCCGCGAUGAAGGUUGGGCAGCUUUCAGAAAUAUCCUGGCCGAGAUUAAUGAAGCAUCAACACUUUUCAUACUUCCCAACCAGCAGCAAAGUUCCGAGGCUACAGGAAGUGUUGUCGGGUUUUCAGAUGAUGUAGGUGCAGGCUUCAUAUCUGGUCAUAGUGGCCAAUCUGCCCCAGCUUGUUCUGAUUUGAAUGUGGACAGAUCGGCGGAAUUGCCAGCACAGGAUGAAAUUGGUAACAUGGGAGUAUCCAAGGUAAUUAGAGUUGACCAGAAGAAGUUUUUCUUUGAUCUAGGGAGCAACAACAGAGGUCAUUUCCUGAGGAUAUCUGAGGUUGCGGGCUCCGACAGGUCCUCCAUCAUUCUCCCACUUGCAGGUUUGAAGCAGUUCCACGAAAUAUUAGGUCACUUCGUGGAAAUUACAAAGGACCGACUCGAAGGGAUGACAGGUGCAAUUGUGCGAACAGUGGACCCCCUGCAAAGAUGAAUGUUCUAAACCUGUAGGGUUGAGCGAAGAGUGAAAUCAUUAUGUGAAGGGGUAUCCUCAAGCUGCAAAGAAGUGCUUUUCUAGGGUGUGCUGAUCCUCUUUUGUUAUUAAUUUUUUUUCUUGAUUCUGUCAUGAAGGAUGAGAAUAAUCUGAUUUAUGUGUUUGAUCAACAAUAAAUUGGGGGGUGGAUAGCAGAAAUAACAGGAUGGAAGUGUGAUCGUGUGGGACGGAGAAUUCAUUAAUAAUAUUCGUUGCAGAUGUGUUUUACUCUUCUC
Rhodamnia argentea is the source of this 1855-nucleotide messenger RNA. RefSeq names its product transcription factor Pur-alpha 1. Gene Ontology annotation, molecular function: purine-rich negative regulatory element binding; DNA-binding transcription factor activity, RNA polymerase II-specific; RNA polymerase II transcription regulatory region sequence-specific DNA binding. The record is from RefSeq and is a predicted model, not a curated record. Gene Ontology annotation, cellular component: nucleus. Bases 696 to 1580 code for a protein of 294 amino acids. NCBI's taxonomy places the organism in Eukaryota, Viridiplantae, Streptophyta, Magnoliopsida, Myrtales, Myrtaceae. Gene Ontology annotation, biological process: regulation of transcription by RNA polymerase II. The transcript has 5 exons.